AUGAAGGCACACAAACACUCAGCCUCUGGUUGGUUGGGGAGCCUGGCCAACCUCUCCCUCCGACGCCCGUUCUCCCGACGUAAGGUCUCCGCCCCGCCACUGGAAGGGAGCAGGACCUGGCCCAGUGACGACACGGCAACCAGCCCCCAACUGUGGGGCUACGCCCGCUCUAGUGCCAUGUACACCCACGUGGGAACAGUGCCUCGCACAGAUAGGCAGCAAAACAGGAUGAACAUAGAAGAGGAGGAGGAAGGGAGGGUAGUCAGAGAUCAUGUGCAGGACUCCCCACUGCUCAGUGCUCUGUCCAGCCUCAGUCUCAACGCUCUGGAUCAGCCCAGCUGUUCUCCGGCCACACCGGACGCGGACCAAGUUGCUUCAGCCACACAGGACGUGUCCCAAGGUGCUCAGGCUACACUGGACACAUACCGAGGUGACCCGGUUCUGCAGGAGGUGUACAAAGGUGCUCUGGCAGGAUUGGAUGUUUCCAAAAGUAGUACAGCUCCGCAGGAUGUGUACGUGCACAUGGAUGCCAUAAGUGAUGUUGUUCGCCGGCGGGAAAUCACAAAUUACCCACAGCAAGAGGAACACUUGCACAGUCCAUGUGAUUUGAAGGACAGAGGCGGCGAAUACGUAAGGUUCUCCAAGGACAAGAAGUUCGGGCUGGAGAAACAGCUGCAGGAGGAACUGAAGCUGAGCACAGCCUACCUGAAGAGCCACGCCUGGUACCACGGACCCAUCACUAAAGAGGUGUCCGAGAACCUGGUGCUGAACCAGGGUGAUUUCCUCAUUCGAGACUCAGAACUCUGCCUGGGCGAGUAUGUCUUGACUGUCCACUGGGACCAGAAAACAAUUCACCUCCCAGUCCAGACCACAGCAGUCCGAUGUGGGGUUCACUACAGCCUAGACCAGGAGGUAUUCGACUCACUUCCCGCUCUGGUGCGCUUUUAUGCGGGCAGUAGGGCGCCGCUGACCCGCCGCUGUACCGCCAAGUUCCAUCAACCGGUCAACAGGACACUGCCGCUAAGCUACCUGGAGACCGUCUUUGGUCCCCCACCAUACCAGUGGCCCCCAAGCCAAGCAGAAGAGCCUUGCCCAAGAAGCCCCUCAUUGUUGCAUCGAGACCAACAACAGCCUGCGCUCUCUUCCUCCACUGACAACAUGACUCUUCAGUCUACCAGCACCAACCAAUCACAAUCUUUCUCCAAAAGCUUGGAUUCUGUGCUUCCUGAACUCAACCAUGAUAUCCAGAGGCCAGAUUCGGAUGACAGCGGCUACACAGAGCUAUUUCCGGGCCCUCAGAGCUUCGUAGAGCGGCUCCGUAAUGAGGAGGCACCAAGGGCGGUGGACCUUUGCCUCCGUCCUAUAGUAGAGACUGUGUCAUCCUUCUCACCCACCAAAUACUGCUCACCACUCAUGCCCGUGGAGAACAAGCCCCUGGAGGUGGGGAUCCUGCACCAGGUGAAAGAGCUCCUAGCCAGGGUGGACCCUCAGACGGCGGCUCAACACAUCACAAAGUGGGACUGCACGAUCGCUCACAUCUUGGAGAUGUGCCCAGAAAUGGAAAUGAUGAUGGGAGCCAGCUCAGGGGUGGAGCUGCUCACGCUUCCGCAUGGACAGCAACUCCGAUUGGACCUGCUGGAGAGGCUGCACACUAUGGCGACCAUGUUGGCUGUCAAUGUUUUGGGAUGCACCGGCACCACUGAAGAGCGAGCCUGCGUGCUGCAUAGAAUGAUCAGCAUAGCCGCUGAGCUCAAGAACAACAUGGGCAACAUGUUUGGAUUCUCUGCCGUCAUGAGAGCGCUUGAGCUGCCACAGGUGGCUCGUCUGGGACAGACAUGGACGGCGUUACGGCAGCGGCAUACAGAGGGCGCUGUUCUCUAUGAGAAAACUCUUAGGCCCUUUAUGAAGAACCUGAAUGAGGGCCAAGAAAGCUGGCCCACAUCAGGGACCACCUUCCCUCAUGUCCUGCCACUGUUGUGGCUUCUGGAGAAGAGUGCAGCUGUGGUUGAGGGGUUCCAGGGCGCCAAGACUUUGGAUGCUCCUGAGGCCAGCCUGGACGUGGACUUAGACGUGCUCAUGUUUCAACUGGAGGCUGCCAGGAACACCGCCCAGCUCGGGGCGGUCUACGCUGCCAAUGCCCGCAGCAAACUCCAAGAUUUCCAGGAACAGGCGGACAUCUCAGAGGUCUUCUGCACGGACUUCCAGAUGCGGCUGCUUUGGGGUAGCAGGGGAGCGGUGGAGAGCCAGGUGCGGCGUUAUGCGAAAUUCAACCAAGUGCUGACUGCCCUGUCUAACAGGCUGGAGCCUCCAUCAUGCUGA
This is a messenger RNA of Nerophis lumbriciformis (worm pipefish), 2319 nucleotides long. Lineage: Eukaryota; Metazoa; Chordata; Actinopteri; Syngnathiformes; Syngnathidae. The record is from RefSeq and is a predicted model, not a curated record.